Molecule: messenger RNA, 1170 nt
Organism: Colletotrichum orchidophilum
Lineage: Eukaryota; Fungi; Ascomycota; Sordariomycetes; Glomerellales; Glomerellaceae
Product: BRCA1 C Terminus domain-containing protein
Exons: 2
Coding region: 1-1170 (389 amino acids)
Biological process (GO): conjugation with cellular fusion; Golgi to plasma membrane transport
Cellular component (GO): exomer complex; trans-Golgi network
Molecular function (GO): protein dimerization activity
Source: RefSeq, a predicted model, not a curated record
AUGCUCGUCUCAUUGACCGUCGGCAAGGUCGACGCCGGCGUCACGGUGCUUCUGACACCGGAUAAGCGUCUGAUCGAGUUUCCGUCUAUCCUACUCCCUCCCAACAUCUCCUCUGGCAGCAUCGUCGACAUCACCGUCGCCCGCAACCUAGGCUCAGAGGCCAAGACCGAGCAUGCCUUCCGCGAGCUCCAGGACCGCAUCUACUCGUCCUUCGGCGCCAGCUCGCCCACGACGCCCGUCCUACGAUGCCGCAACGCGACCCAAACCUCCGUCGUCCUCGAAUGGGAUCCCAUCGAGCUCGCAACCGCCGACAUCCUCUCUCUCUCCCUCCACCGCAACGGCCAAAAGGCCGGUAACAUCCCCCGGCCGCUGCAGAUGCACAGCACAAAGAUAAGCGGUCUCGCCGUCGACACAGACUACACCUUCCACCUCGUCCUGCGCACCACCGCCGGCACCCUCAGCUCUGAAAAGGUCACCGUACGCACCCACAAGAUGACGGAUCUUAGCGGUAUCACCAUCACCACGGGUAUCAUGCCCCCUGCCACCAGGGAGGCACUGUCCGCGGCGGUCGAGCGCAUCGGUGCCAAGAUUGUCGACAGCGUCCGCAUCGACACGACGCACUUUGUCACCACUGAAGGCCGCGGCCUGGCGUGGGAGAAGGCUGUCGAGACCAACAUUCCCGUUGUACGUCCCGAGUGGGUUGAAGCGUGCGAGAAGAACGGACGUAUCCUGGGCGUGACCAAGUUCUACCUAGACGCUCUCAGACCCGGCCCCUCGAGCGAUGAGCUCCAGCAGAUGCCUCAAUCGCAGCAGACACCACCGACGCAGAAGGAGCUGCCGACACCCCCGGCCGCCAGCACACCGGAGGGCAACAGCGACGCCGCCGCGUCGUCCGCCAAGUCGCCCGAAGGCGCGAACCCCCUCAGCAAGGCGGAGGACGACCAAACUUCCGGCGACGAAGAGAAGGAGGUGGAGCAGAAGCGGUUUGUAGGCCAAGAGGAGCAGAAGGUGCGGUUGGAGGACAAGGACGAGCAGAACCUCGCGCACCGGCCAAAGGAGGAUUCAGACUCGGAGAGCGAGGACGGCAAGGGGGACGAGGACAACCCGACCAAGGAGGGGAAGCCCGGCGUCUCGCCUGACGGUGCAUCGUUCCAGGAUGUAGCCUUGUGA